AUAUUUUUAUGUCCGAGUCUGGUAAGGAGCGAUCAAGGCUAGGUGGUGGUUGUUGUGGCGGUAGAAGUGGCGAUGACGAGGACGACGGUGGUGAUUGGAAGAAUGAAAAUGAACAUGGGUGUGAAAAUUGUGGUAAAAGGGGCAAGAGGGUGGCCCUAUUUCGAUUCAGAAAGGUUAAGAAACCAUUCCAAAGGAGGAAUAAGAAGUCUAAUUAUUCUUCUAAUUUAGGCAAGAGGGUAUGUGGUGGUGGUGGUGGUGGUGGUGGAAGUGGAUGUUACUUCUGUUUGAAGCAACCUCAGACUUUGGAUUCCCCUGGUGAGUCUCAGACAAGAGAUCCUAACAAUCCGGAGUUUACUUAUGAGAUAUUAGGGCCUGUGAUUGAGAAGAAUGAUUUUUAUUCUAAAGAAUGCAAUACCCAUUUGGAUGAUAUAUAG
Molecule: messenger RNA, 434 nt
Organism: Ilex paraguariensis (yerba mate)
Lineage: Eukaryota; Viridiplantae; Streptophyta; Magnoliopsida; Aquifoliales; Aquifoliaceae
Source: the annotation of a GenBank genome assembly